Fusarium redolens is the source of this 1047-nucleotide messenger RNA. RefSeq names its product glycosyl hydrolase. Gene Ontology annotation, molecular function: hydrolase activity, hydrolyzing O-glycosyl compounds. The record is from RefSeq and is a predicted model, not a curated record. The transcript has a single exon. Gene Ontology annotation, biological process: carbohydrate metabolic process. The coding region runs from base 1 to 1047 and encodes 348 amino acids. Lineage: Eukaryota; Fungi; Ascomycota; Sordariomycetes; Hypocreales; Nectriaceae.
AUGCAGCUCAAAGUUUUGUCUUCAGCAUUGCUGCUGUCUCUGACCAGCACAUGCGCUGCCCAAGACACAAAUGAGAUUCCACCUCUGAUCACCGGCCUUUGGUCCGCCGAUCCCUCGGCUCAUGUUUUCGAGGGCAAGCUUUGGGUGUACCCUUCUCAUGACAUCGAAGCCAAUGUCGUCAACGGAACAGGAGGCGCUCAGUACGCCAUGAGAGACUAUCAUACAUACUCCAUGAAGUCAAUUUACGGAAAAGACCCCGUUAUCGACCACGGCGUCGCUCUCUCAGUCGACGACGUUCCAUGGGCCAAGCAGCAAAUGUGGGCUCCUGACGCAGCCCACAAGAACGGCAAAUACUACCUGUACUUCCCCGCCAAGGACAAGGAUGAGAUCUUCAGAAUUGGAGUUGCUGUCUCCAACAAGCCCAGUGGUCCUUUCAAGCCUGACAAGAGCUGGAUCCCUGGCACCUUCAGCAUCGAUCCAGCUAGCUAUGUCGACACUGACAACGAGGCAUACCUGAUCUGGGGCGGUAUCUGGGGCGGUCAACUCCAAGCAUGGCAGGAUAAGAAGAACUUCAACGAGUCGUGGAUUGGAGACAAGGCUGCUCCAAACGGCACUGCUGCUCUGUCUCCUCAGAUUGCCAAGCUGAGCAAGGACAUGCACAAGAUCACCGAAACACCACGCGAUCUCGUCAUUCUGGCACCCGAGACGGGCAAGCCUAUUCAGGCUGAGGACAACAAGCGACGAUUCUUCGAGGGACCUUGGGUUCAUAAGCGCGGCAAGCUGUACUACCUCAUGUACUCCACCGGCGAUACUCACUUCCUUGUCUACGCCACUUCCAAGAACAUCUACGGUCCUUAUACCUACCAGGGCAAGAUUCUCGAUCCUGUUGAUGGGUGGACUACUCAUGGAAGUAUUGUUGAGUACAAGGGACAGUGGUGGCUUUUCUUUGCUGAUGCGCAUACCUCUGGAAAGGAUUACCUUCGACAGGUUAAGGCUAGGAAGAUUUGGUAUGACAAGAAAGGCAAGAUCUUGCUUCAUCGUCCUUAG